Paramisgurnus dabryanus is the source of this 3123-nucleotide messenger RNA. RefSeq names its product aldehyde dehydrogenase 4 family, member A1 (gene aldh4a1). The record is from RefSeq and is a predicted model, not a curated record. Gene Ontology annotation, molecular function: L-glutamate gamma-semialdehyde dehydrogenase (NAD+) activity. Lineage: Eukaryota; Metazoa; Chordata; Actinopteri; Cypriniformes; Cobitidae.
UUCAUGCGAAAUCGCUGGUGAUCUUGGAAGAGACGAGUGGCGGAAAGCCUUCUCUGUGCUUAUUGAUUAUCAGCAGAGGGAUAUUUUUUUAAAAUUUAUUACAUAUAUAAUUUUCCCUAUUUACUGUCAGUCGAGUUUAAAGAUGCUGCGCGUGAGAUCUGCCGUCUGUCAGUCAUGGAAGGGGUUCAAGACCUUUUCAUGUGCAGCUGUGGAGGUGAAAAAUGAACCCAUCCUCGGCUUUAAGGAGGGCAGUAAAGAGCGAGCCGAACUAUUGAAGGCAUUGCAAGACUUAAAGGGAAAGACAGAGGAGAUUCCAUGUGUGGUCGGAAAUGAAGAAGUCUGGACCAAAGAUAUCCGAUACCAGCUGUCUCCCUUCAACCACUCUCACAAAGUCUCCAAAUUCUGCUAUGCUGAUAAGGAGCUGCUAAAUAAAGCCAUUGAAGCAUCCAUAGCCGCACGCAGAGAAUGGGACCUCAAACCUGUAGCAGAUCGAGCCCAGAUCUUCUUCAAAGCCGCUGACAUCAUCAGCGGACCCAAAAGAGCAGAAGUUCUAGCCAAGACCAUGAUCGGACAGGGUAAGACUGUGAUUCAGGCUGAAAUCGAUGCCGCUGCAGAACUCAUUGACUUCUUCAGGUUCAACGCUAAACACGCAGUUGAGCUGGAAAACCAGCAGCCUUUAGAUGCAGAUGGAAGCACCAACACUAUGCUGUAUCGUGGACUGGAGGGGUUUGUAGCUGCUGUUGCACCAUUCAACUUCACAGCGAUUGGUGGAAAUCUGGCUGGGACUCCGACUCUAAUGGGUAAUGUGGUGUUGUGGAAACCCAGUGACACGGCCAUGUCCGCCAGUUACUCUGUUUAUAAGAUCCUAAGAGAGGCUGGACUGCCACCCAAUAUCAUCCAGUUUGUCCCGGCCGACGGUCCUGUGUUUGGAGACGCUAUCACCAGCUCUAAACACCUGGCUGGUGUAAACUUCACAGGCAGCGUCCCAACAUUUAAGCGCUUGUGGAAGCAGGUGGCCCAGAAUCUGGACAUCUACAGGAACUUCCCUCGUGUUGCUGGAGAAUGUGGCGGAAAGAACUUCCACUUCGUGCACAAGUCUGCGGAUGUUGGCAGCGUGGUGACCGGCACAAUCCGCUCAGCAUUUGAGUAUGGAGGACAGAAAUGCUCUGCGUGCUCCAGGAUGUACGUCCCAGACUCGCUGUGGCCGCGAAUCAAGCAGGAACUUCUGGCCAUACACAAACAGAUCAAACUGGGAAACCCGGUUGAAGAUUUCAGUACUUUCUUCUCAGCAGUUAUUGAUGACAAGUCCUUCGCUAGAAUUAAAGGAUGGCUGGACCACGCCAAAUCCUCUCCGCAUUUAAAGAUUAUUGCUGGAGGAAACUGUGACGACACAAAAGGAUAUUUCGUUGAACCCACCAUCAUUGAAACUACCGAUCCACAGGAGAAAAUCAUGAAUGAGGAGAUCUUUGGACCCGUCCUGACGGUUUAUGUUUACCCUGAAAACGACUACAAGAAGGUCUUAGACUUAAUAGACAACACGUCGCCUUAUGCCCUAACAGGAGCUGUCUUUGCUCAAGAUAAGGCUGUUAUCGAUGAGGCAGCGAAGGCUUUGAGAAACGCUGCUGGAAAUUAUUACGUCAAUGACAAAUCUACAGGCUCCGUUGUGGCCCAGCAGCCAUUUGGUGGCGCCAGAGCAUCAGGCACCAAUGACAAGCCCGGUGGUCCACACUACGUCCUCCGCUGGACGUCUCCACAGGUUGUCAAGCAGACCUAUGUUCCUCUUACUGAAUGGAAAUAUCCCUACAUGGGUUAAAAGACAGCGACUCUUCUCUUUCUCAUAUCCGUUAGUCAAGACUUUAAUCAAUCAAAUGCACAUCGUCUUCUUAUAUCCCAUCUUUGCCUGAGAGACUUGAGCCAAGUGUCCUGAAACUAAAGAGUGACACCUACUGGUGCUGCCCUGAACAUACAAACAUGAAAUGACUCCUAUAGGAAACCACCAGAGAUGAAAUCUCUGUGAAAUAUGAAUAUAGGCCUAAAUAAAGGACUGAACAUCUGCACAGCCACCAGAGGUCAUGGAUAUCACAGGACACUACUGUAAAUCCUAAGAAAUUAGAAGUUAUUGAUUUCAAAUAUGGAGUGCACUGAAUGGAUUUUUCUGCUCUUUAAUAUAUUUAACAUUUAUUUUAUUUUCAAAAUUUAAAUGAUCAUACAAAUAAAUAAAGAUUGUCUUUUUAUAGUUCUCUAGUAAUAAGAGAAAACAGCAACUAGAACUUUUAUCUGUUACAUCAAUGAGUGGUCAAAACAAUAUAUUGGUUUUCGCUUUUGCGAUACGCUGUCCUAAUUUACAGCAUUGUAAUAUAAUUUACAUCUAAUUAUGUAGACAAAUAAAAGAAUGUGUCUUCUGUUUUAAAAGAAAGAUGUCUGAUAUUAUUAAUACAGAUUUUGUUUAUUGAUCAUAAUGUGACCCUGACAGGUGAGAUGCUGGGGUAUUUUCAACCCAGCUGUGGGUCGAAAGGGAUGAACCCAAUACACUGGGUAUGUUGGGUUGUUUCAACCCAUUGUUGGGUCAAAUCUAAAAAAUUUCUGGGUUAUUUUAACUUCGCGACAGUAUUUUUUAAGUAAGUGUAUGGUUGUGGUUUGUAAAUCAUCAAUCCGAGAUAUUGAGGUAUUAACAGUUUUGUCACAAUAUCUUGCACUGCCGGUGCAGUCUAAUGUGCUUAAAUAAAGAGAUGGUGUGAAUCAAAAUCAAAUUUGUGAAAUUGCAUAUAAUAAUUAAAAUGAAAAUACAGUCUUGAACCAAUUUUAAAGCAGAACUUUAGCACUUAAUUUUCUAGCUGUUUAGUGCUAAAGAUGCCAACCCAAAAUGUGACCCUGGACCAAGUCAUAAGUACCACAGGUGUAUUUGUAGCAAUAGCCAACAAUACGUUGUAUGGGUCAAAAUUAUUUUUUUAAUGCCAAGAAUAAUUAGAAUACUACGUAAAGAUCAUGGGUUCGAACACAGGGAACACACAAACUGAUAAAAAUGUAUAACUUGUAAUGCACUGUAAGUCACUUUGAAUAAAGCAUCUGGCAAAUCCGUGAAUGUAAAUUGUAGGUAGUAUUAUUAAAGUGGACAUGAAAAUC